GAAAAUUCUACAGAUGACAUCGAAGAGGGCAAAAAAGUCGGUCAAUUGAAAUAUGACAAGAAAACUGGUGGACGAAACUGUCAUAAAGGUCAUAUUUUGGCAUUGGCCAUCUCAGCACAAGAUCGAUUUUUGGUCAGUGGUGGACAGGAUGCCGUAAUAAGAGUUUGGAAUUUUGUCAGUUUGGAUUUAGUCAAGGAAUUGACCGGACAUAAAAACGCAAUUACUGGACUGACAUUCCGUUUGGGCACGCAGCAGUUGUUCAGUUGUUCACGAGACCGAAGUGUGAAAGCAUGGGAUCUGGAUCAGAUGGGAUACGUGGAUACGAUGUUUGGACAUGUGGAUGCUGUGAUGGGUAUUGACAUCUUAGGAAGGGAACGUGUUUUGACGUGUGGUGCACAGGAUCGCAGCGUGCGAAUAUGGAAAGUGGCCGAAGAGAGUCAGUUGGUUUUCAAU
Anisakis simplex (herring worm) is the source of this 453-nucleotide messenger RNA. The record is from the annotation of a GenBank genome assembly. Lineage: Eukaryota; Metazoa; Nematoda; Chromadorea; Rhabditida; Anisakidae.